AUAGGUGUGUGAAUACAGUGUGAAAGGUGUGUGUGUGAUAGGAAAUUCGAAGAAAUUUUACUAGACCUAUCUUUAACUAUUUGACGCUGAAUUGUGGCAAAGUUCACUGCUCGGCUUACGUACCUAUUUAUUCAGUAUAUCCUGGUGGUUAAAGAAAAAAAAUUGUGUAUGUGUUUGACGUUCCACCCAAGGUAUAUAGAAUCUCCCUUGCAGAACUUGCAAUUUUGAUUAUGGGUUCAAACUUGAACAUAUUUUACAAUACCUUUGUUCGAUUAGCUAUCGCAUUUGACAUAUAUUUGUUUUAUGAAAUAUCUCAAGGAAAACACACACACACACACACACACAAGCUUGGUUCUGAUAAAUAAAAGUCGGAAUUAGUUCCUCUGUCACUCAAGUAAGCCUUCAGAAUUGAUCCCCAGAAUAAAUCUUGGAUAAGAUGAUAAAAAUGAAGGCUAAUCGCUGGUAGUGGGUACUUGUUUUCGUCAGGCUGACUUUGACAUUCAGUGAUAACUCCAGAAACUGGCCGUCAGUAUGUAUGGAGUUGCAUGUGCCGAAACACUGACUUCUCCUUCGUAGAUAACGGAAAAUUCAACACAGUUCCUAAGGACAGUGCUGGAUGCGUAUACAAAAUACUCCCUCACCUGCAGUCUUGACUUAGGGACGGUCGGUUAGAUACGAGGAACCAGUGUCCUGGUCCAGAAAUACGAGAACGAUAACGAACAAGUGAGAUGUCUGAGGCACAAGAAAACUCUCCUGAAUUCUCAGGGUGGGAAUACAAGAGAGGGACCCUUCACUGCAACGGUCUCUCACUGGAGGAACUUCGUCUACGCCUGCGCCAGAAAUAUGGCCACUUGGGAUCGCCAGCUUUCGUCUACUCCUCCGGGAUCCUUCGAGAAAAUGUCAAGAAAUACAAAGACGCAUUACAGCCUUUGGGAGGUCGUGGUAAGCUUUCGUAUUCUCUGAAAGCCAACAGCAAUCCUCACGUUGUAAAAGAGCUGCGAGAUGCUGGCGUUACGGCUGCAACUACCGUUAGCGGGAAUGAGAUACUCAUGGCGCUCAAGUGUGGAUUCUUGCCUGGAGAAAUCAUUUUCAACGGCAACGGAAAACAAAGUUGGGAAGUGGAGAUGGCAGUAAACAGAGGUGUUCUUCUUAAUAUCGACUCCGUUUUCGAUGCUCAUCGGCUCGUCAACAUAUCAAAGCGACUCGGCAGCAGAGCAAAAGCUCUGCUUCGACUGAACCCAGUGAUCAACGUUCAAACGCAUCCUUACUUGGUAACGGCGCUGGCCGAUUCCAAGUUCGGAAUAGAGAUGGAACAGGUUGAGGAGGUGAUCAAGAUUUUAUCGUCAGCCAAAAUGCACUGUAACAAAGUCACGACGAGUAACCUGAUUGAGCUCAGAGGGGUCCACAUUCACAUUGGAUCAGCCAUAUCUGAUGUGGAUGCAUACGUCGAAGUGGCGAAAGCUGCUUCGAAGACACUGAGACAUAUACAAAACAGUGGAUGGCCUGGAGCCUCUACGAUUAAUUUAGGAGGAGGACUCUGUAUAGCUCAGGACAUACCGGAUGUAAGCAAAGACAUGUGCAAUGGACGGGGACUGGAAUCAGACCUCAGUGAGAAUCCGAAGAAAUCAAGUGAUAGUUCGACAGCGACCGUUAAUCCACCCACCCCCAAAGAAUUAGUGGGUGCAGUUCUCCCUUAUUUGCCUGAACAAGCCGUUCUCAUUCUAGAACCUGGGCGUUCCUUGGUUGCUACGGCAGGGGUGGUCAUGACAGAAAUGAUCGGAGUGAAACGGAAUGGCGAUAAGGAAUUCAUCGUUGUUGACGCUGCCAUGACUGAAAUCAUCCGACCGGCUCUCUACGGAGCGGUACAUCAGGUGUCGUAUGUUACGGGUCCCCUUAUGCAGGAACCUGCUGAAUUUGACAUAGUAGGACCCGUGUGCGAAAGCGGAGACUUCAUUCUGCAACGAUGUCAGCUGCCGCGGCCACCCACUUCUUCUUCUUCUUCAGACCUGACCGAGAGGCCGGGCUCAUCCUUCGUCAUCUGGACGACUGGAGCUUACUGUUCCUCCAUGUCUUCGAAUUAUAACCUUCGGCCCCACGUAGUUGAAGUCAUGGUAACCAGUUCGAAGGACUUUAAAGUAAUAAGAAGUCCUCAGUCCUUUGAUGACCUCGUUAUGAAAUACAAACCUCAGUAUUUCAGUGUGUCGUCUUCUUCUUUAAAAUAACCGAUGUUAUUCCUCAAUGCGAAGGAUAAAACUCGAGAAGUACAGUUUGUAUAGAGUAGAAACAUGCAUUAAUUGUAUUAAAACACGCUGUGUCGUACUAAAGGUUCAUCUUGAUUUAGUAAUUAGAGAAUAAAUAUAACAUUGA
This is a messenger RNA of Macrobrachium nipponense, 2367 nucleotides long. RefSeq lists its product as uncharacterized. Bases 729 to 2222 code for a protein of 497 amino acids. The record is from RefSeq and is a predicted model, not a curated record. NCBI's taxonomy places the organism in Eukaryota, Metazoa, Arthropoda, Malacostraca, Decapoda, Palaemonidae. The transcript is spliced from 9 exons. Gene Ontology annotation, molecular function: diaminopimelate decarboxylase activity.